AUGGACCAACUCAAGAAGCAGCUCUUCGGAUCACCAGACCCGCCGUCCUGGCUGUCAUCCGUGCGUACCUUCGCCGAGUCUAUCUACACGAACCCUCUCAACCUCAUCCUUCUGCUAGCAGUCCUUUACGUCGUCAUCCCGCUCGUCCGGCCUUCUUCUCCCGAAUCUUCGCGCUGGACACCCACCGUCGCCGAAUCCCGCUCUCAUCUGGCAGCACCAUCAGACCGCUACACCUAUCUCCCACCCAACCACCCGGACACGGUCGAAUGGACCAGGUACACGCCGCGCACGCUAGCCGUGUUCGACGGUACCGGAGAUGACCAGGACGGCUCGCGCAUCUUGCUCGCCAUCAACCGCAAGGUGUUCGACGUCACCAAGGGCAGGAACUUUUACGGCCCCGGUGGACCCUACGGCAACUUCGCCGGCAGAGACGCUAGCAGAGGCAUGGCCAAACAGAGCUUCGACCUGGAAAUGCUCACCCCACUGGAUAAACCCAUCGACAAGCUCGAGGACUUGACGCCUAGCGAGAUCAAGAACAUGAAGGAGUGGCAAGGCCAUUUCACGGGCAAGUACGGUAUCGUCGGAGAGCUCAUUGACGAGUCCGAGGCAUGA
Molecule: messenger RNA, 612 nt
Organism: Sporisorium graminicola
Lineage: Eukaryota; Fungi; Basidiomycota; Ustilaginomycetes; Ustilaginales; Ustilaginaceae
Exons: 1
Coding region: 1-612 (203 amino acids)
Cellular component (GO): membrane; endomembrane system
Source: RefSeq, a predicted model, not a curated record